UAAAUGUGUCUACAAAACAGAAGUCUCUCCAGGCAUAGUAUUUUGAGGUUCUUCAAUUUUGCUGAUGUGAAAAGGCAUUCCUUUUUCUUGGUUUUCAAAGUUGUAUUGCAUUUAUGUUUUAUUUGCAAGGAAGCAUGAACAAAACAAUUUUUGAUAAACACGAAAAGCUGUUUUGCCUCAUUAUAUUGGAUGACAAGUGAGAUCUUACAGCUUCACAUCAAAUCAGUGGAAAAACAAUUAUCUGUAAAAAGUAUGUGCAAACAUUUUUCUGACAAAGCUAAGAUUCAAGGCAACGUGUCUGGAAUUUGUUUCUCCCUUUAGGCUGCCUCCAUUCCAUGAAACAUCUGUCUCAAUUUCCGCUCUUCCUGGAGCCUCCUUUUGGUCUCUCUACAAAUCCAUUCCUUCUGAAUCGGCCUCAUUCUGACCUACAGAUGGAAACCAUUGAAAUAGCCACAGUGAUGCCUUCAGGGAACAGAGAGCUCCUCACUCCACCCCCACAGCCUGAGGAGGCCCAGGAAGAGGAAGAGGAGGAGGAAUCUACUCCCAGGCUGAUUGAUGGCUCUUCUCCCCAGGAGCCUGAAUUCACAGGGGUUCUGGGGCCACACACAAAUGAAGACUUUCCAACCUGUCUUCUGUGUACUUGUAUAAGUAUCACCGUGUACUGUGAUGACCACGAACUUGAUGCUAUUCCUCCGCUGCCCAAGAACACCGCUUAUUUCUAUGCCCGCUUUAACAGAAUUAAAAAGAUCAACAAAAAUGACUUUGCAAGCCUAAGUGAUUUAAAAAGGAUUGAUCUGACAUCAAAUUUAAUAUCUGAGAUUGAUGAAGAUGCAUUCCGAAAACUGCCUCAACUUCGAGAGCUUGUCCUGCGUGACAACAAAAUAAGGCAGCUCCCAGAAUUGCCAACCACUUUGACAUUUAUUGAUAUUAGUAACAAUAGACUUGGAAGGAAAGGGAUAAAGCAAGAAGCAUUUAAAGACAUGUAUGAUCUCCAUCAUCUGUACCUCACUGAUAACAACUUGGACCACAUCCCUCUGCCACUCCCAGAAAAUCUACGAGCCCUUCACCUCCAGAAUAACAACAUUCUGGAGAUGCACGAAGAUACGUUCUGCAAUGUUAAAAAUUUGACUUAUAUUCGUAAGGCACUAGAGGACAUUCGAUUGGAUGGAAACCCUAUUAAUCUCAGCAAAACUCCUCAAGCAUACAUGUGUCUACCUCGUCUGCCUGUUGGGAGCCUUGUCUAAUUUCAGAUAAUGAUUAGCAUUAUGAUGGCUACUAUAAAUAAACCAUUCUUACUGCUCUCCUCCAAAACAAAACUCAGCAUGAUACUUUGAGAUUGUGUUCUGAGAGAUGAUAUGACUACAUAAAAUACAAUUAAAAAUGUUAUAAUAGAAUGAAAAUGUAGUAAUUUAACACCAGAUAAGUUAGGAAUAAACCUAUAACAUUUACAAAAAGAGCAAAACUAAGUGAUAGAAAAUAUUUCACACAUGUUCUUAUAGAUCACGUAUCACUUGUAAGUCUUAGGAGUUCAUAUCCUAUAUCAUUUCAAAUUAAGUGCAUAAUAAAGUAAAAUUUUGAAAUGAACACUUUAGGUAUUUUUGCCAAGAUUUAGAUGUUUUUAAUUAAACUUUUCUCUUCCUUUUUUUUUUUUUUUUUUACUAAAGCAUGUUUAUUCCCCUAAUCCAUUAAAGAGCAUGAAAAAAAGAAUAAAUGUAUUUGAAAAUAAUAA
Pongo pygmaeus (Bornean orangutan) is the source of this 1729-nucleotide messenger RNA. RefSeq names its product epiphycan (gene EPYC). The coding region runs from base 336 to 1244 and encodes 302 amino acids. Gene Ontology annotation, biological process: bone development; articular cartilage development. Gene Ontology annotation, cellular component: extracellular matrix. The transcript is spliced from 6 exons. NCBI's taxonomy places the organism in Eukaryota, Metazoa, Chordata, Mammalia, Primates, Hominidae. The record is from RefSeq and is a predicted model, not a curated record. Gene Ontology annotation, molecular function: protein binding.